Anopheles nili is the source of this 1257-nucleotide messenger RNA. RefSeq names its product leukocyte receptor cluster member 1 homolog. The transcript has 2 exons. The record is from RefSeq and is a predicted model, not a curated record. Lineage: Eukaryota; Metazoa; Arthropoda; Insecta; Diptera; Culicidae. The coding region runs from base 72 to 1112 and encodes 346 amino acids.
AUUGCACAAAGUUGUGUGAAAACAAAGUGAGAACGGUAUCCGAUGGAAAAUAGUGCAACAGAUCACAUAACAUGAAUAUUCUCCCGAAAAAGAGGUGGCAUGUCCGCACGAAGGAUAACAUCGCCCGGGUACGGCGCGAUGAAGCCAAAGCAGCGGAAGAGGAAAAAGAAAGGCAACGCAGAAUCGAUUUAGCUGAUCAGGAAGCUCGAAUUCAGUUACUUCGCCAGAAAACACGUGCUACUCAGGGUGAUCAAUCUAACGCGACUUCCUCGGAACAUAACGAGGUGGAUCAUCGACUUGCUCGGAAAGAACACGUUAAUUUUUUCUCCGAACUCGAGGAAGGCAAGCACGACGGAGUUAAACGAAGCAAUGUGGAGCACGAAAAGGAAAAGAAAGAGGAACAGGAAAAAUAUGAAAAACAGAUCGGAUAUCUUACGUAUCUCGGGCAGGAUACUAACGAAGCGUUAGGUAAACGCGACUGGUACGAUGAGGCACCAGCGCGAAAAGAUCAAUUGGAUGACCUCGGCAAGCCAGUAGAAGUUGGGAUGAAAACCAAAAACUACCACGAUCCGCUGAACGUGAUACGUAGGAACGUACCGAGUUCAACGUCGUCGUUGCCUUCAGUUGGUGCAACUUCAAAGCAGUUAGAAACAGUUGAACCAGCUCCAGUGCAAGCAGUGCAAUCGAAAACACCAUAUCAACCAUUGAUAGAGCGAACUAAGCGUAAAGAAUCGCGAAAAAGGCGAUUUAGUGAUGAUUCCUCAGAUUCGUCUCACUCAAAAAAGAAGAAAAAGAAGCACAAAAGACACAGUGAAAAGAAGAGAAAAAAAGAUAAACACAAGAAAAAGAAGCAGUAUAAAUCGAGUACCGAUGAAGAGGAUAGCACAGAUGAAGAAGCAGCAACGGCUAAAAAAGUUCAACUGGAGCUGUUGCGCAAAGAACGUCUAAACCGAGAGCGCGAAGAAAAAGAAAGGACGGAACGAAUGCUAGCAAAACUACGGGGCGAUCCCGUACCAGCGCCAAAGCCGAAAGCAACACUGCAAAAUCCUGUACCACGCCAAAAGUACAAUUCCCAAUUUAACCCAGAGCUCGCAAAACAAAACUACGAAUAAACAAAAGUCGUACGGAGUUCUACUCUAAUGACAAGUUUAUUACCAACCAGCUAACUUUUACAAAUAUUUCCCAAACCAUUUAUGAUCGACUGGUGACAACCAUCUGUGACACCCUCCAAAAUUGUUUUGGAUGAUGUAUUUGAAA